Molecule: messenger RNA, 1470 nt
Organism: Diaporthe batatas
Lineage: Eukaryota; Fungi; Ascomycota; Sordariomycetes; Diaporthales; Diaporthaceae
Exons: 2
Coding region: 182-1255 (357 amino acids)
Biological process (GO): superoxide metabolic process
Molecular function (GO): metal ion binding; superoxide dismutase activity
Source: RefSeq, a predicted model, not a curated record
GUCCAGACGUGGAUGUUUAGAUGGUCAUUCACGAGCUGAUUACGUAACCCAUCAAGCUUGCAAGGGGCCGGUCCAAAAAAGUUCGGAGCUUCCAUAUGAUCCAACCUAGGCGAUAGAGCGACUGAGCGCGACACUGUUCUUCGGUAGGGGAACAGCAGGUCGACUUACACAACCGGCAACCAUGUUCAAGCCAAGAUUACGAAUAUCAAGGGCCUGCGCCGCGAGGCUGUCCGCAGCUGCCCCUCGCCCCUCGCCGCCGUCACCAUUUGCCGUCCCCGCGAGACAGCAGCAACAACACCUGCAGAAGAGGUCUCUACACGCCUCACCGGCGCGGCAGCUGCACUCAGUCGCCCCCUUGACCGACGAUGACAGGUUCGAGCGCGAGGGUGUGCGCGGCCUGAUGACGGCCGAGGCCUUCGAGAUCGCGUACAACACCUACCAGGCCCAUGUGCUGAACAAGCUGAACGAGUACACAGCAGGCACCGCGUACGCAGACAUGACCACCCUCGAGACGGCCAUCGCGACGGCCCGCGAGCCGCACCUGGCCGCCACGUUCAACUACGCCUCCAUGGCGCACAACAACCACUUCUUCUUCAGCGGGCUGUCCAAGACGGGCGGCGCGGACAGGAGCGAGCACAUGUCCGAGAUGAUGCGCAAGGCGCUGGAGCUGUCGUUCGGCAGCCUCGAGACCCUGCAGCGCGAGAUGCUGCUGACGGCGGACGCCAUGUUCGGGCCGGGCUUCGUCUGGCUCGUGCAGCAGAUGGACGCCACCGGGGCCAGGGCCUGGCCCUUCAAGAUCCUGACGACGUACCAGGCCGGCAGCCCCUACCCGAGCGCCCACUGGCGCAGCCAGGGCAGCGACAUGAACAACCACGGCUCCCACGGCGAGGGCGGCCAGGUCGUCAAGGAGUACUUCAACCGGCAGAACACGGCCAACCGGCGCGAGCCCCUGCACGGGGCCGCCCCCGCCGAGAAGAACAGGUUCGCCCGGCCGCCCGGCGGCACCGACGUCGUCCCCGUGCUGUGCGUCAACACCUGGGAGCACGUCUGGAUGUGGGACUACGGCGUCGGCGGCAAGAUGGACUUCCUCACGAACUGGUGGAACAUCAUCGACUGGGGCAGGGUGGAGUCGCUGUCCAGGCUCUCCGGCAAGCGCGCCAUGACCGAGAACCCGCAGGUCGGCCCCGGCGUUGCGCAGGUGGCCCAGCCGGCCCCCGCGCCUGCGGACAGUGCGGUCGAGGGAGCACCUCAGUAGAUUGCUUGCUUGAUUUGCCUGCCUGCAAUGACGAGGGGUCGAUGGUGCUUGGGGGCUGUAUAAUAGACACCAGUGGGGUAGCCGCGGCUGAGGUUCUCUUGAGGCCCGGUCGCUUGCCACGUAAAAAAAAAAAACCUGCCGCGACAUAUCGAGUGUGUAAAGUAUGCCAAAGGCGCCCAAAAGAAAGGAUAAAAAUAGACCUAUGUGCUACCAUG